UACGUUAUUUAAGAUGAAAGCAAGAAAACAAUUAUUAAAAAUCCAAGAAUCGUAAGUGAUGCGAUGUGUGAAAGAUGUAAUGGUCCUUCCCAUGUCAAUAUUUUUCACUGACAAUAUGUUUAUCAUUGAUGAUGUUUAUCUAUUAGAAAAAGUCAUUCACAAGCUCAGAAAAGAUGUUGACGACCGUCGAAAAGUUCAAAUGGCAACAGCUCUGUAGAAUUUUCUAUUACACAAGGUCUUUGGACGUCAAUUACUGCUAAUGCUGAAUCAUACAAAUUCUAAACAUCGACUGAUCAAAGAUGAGCAGUUUUUCGAGACGUAUUAUUAAAUCUUUAUUAGAUUGACAUUUGGACCAAUAAACUGAAGACAGUCAAUGAAGAAGAAACUAUAGAAAUUCAACUUUAAAAAAUGGAUAAAAAAGAAGCAAAACGUGUCUACUCAAUCAACAACACGAAAAAGAAAUUCAAAGGUAGAAAUCCCAACGUAAAGGAAACUGACAAGAAACAACGAUAUCAGACUUUAUAUUGUAUGAGUGAAGAAGAAUUUUUUAGAACUGCGAAAGAAAUGUUGAAGGCAAAAUUUGUUCCUGACAGGCAAUCUUAUGGCUUUGACAAAACUAAGGCAAUGGAUGCGACACGGACCCCUAAAAAGAACGCUCAUACAGCAAAAAUUUCGAGUUCUUCAAAUUUGUCAGUUGAUGGAAUUCUGCAUUUGUUUGCACUAUCAGGCUACGAUCAUGUCCAUUCGCUGGAGGAAGGCAUUUCUAUGACGUCCGCAACUAACGAGAACUCAAAUAAUUUAGAAGAUUCCGGUAAAGUCUUAACGACUAAAUUUGAACAGAAACAGCAGCAGCAAAUACAAUGGCAAGGAUAAAAAAGCGAGACCACGUUAAAGUUUAUGUUGAGAGAGAAUUGGUCACUGGAAAGGAGUUUCAACGUGGAUUGAACGUAAAUUAUUAACUAUCAAAGCGGAAUUACUACGAGUUAACGACGUCUACCGGACAAACCAAAUGUUAAUGGAUAUACCGGACGAAAUCUAAGCAUUUGAUAAGCAUACAGUUUGUACUGAAGCUGAAUUGAGUGAUAGCGUAACGCAAUAAACAAGAGCGCCGUGAAAACUAUGCAGAUUGGUUUCUUACAACAUCCGAUUUCCUUGACACAGUGUUUAGAGAUAAUAUGGCUGCGUUGUCAAAUAUGUGGUGAUAUGUUAUAAGUGUCAUAAACCAUUGAAAUGUAAGAUAUGACUCGUGAAAUCGACAUUCCUAUAGAACACACCUCAAAAUCGGAACGAUAGGAAAAUUUAUUUCCUAUGUAUAUUAUAUGAAAGAUAGAAGAAGACAAGUUAUCGGCCGCUUUAAAGCCUUCACCAACGUCAAGCCAGAAAUAUGUCAUCCUCAUAUUUUACUACGACAAGUGCCGUUGGAUUAAUAAAGCUAAUAUCGACAGCAGCCGCUAAAUGAAAUCUGCAUUGCUUAGCCGUAAGAAAACGUGCUGCUUUUGAAAGACUUACUUGUCUCUAUCUUUUUCAAAAGAAUUUCGAACUAUAACUAAAUGUAACUAUAGAUGUAUUACCAAACUAACAUUAAUUUACAAAUGUAUUUAUUUGUACUACUCUUUCACUUUUUAUAUCAUCAUUCGACUACGAAUAUGA
Molecule: messenger RNA, 1650 nt
Organism: Xenia sp. Carnegie-2017
Lineage: Eukaryota; Metazoa; Cnidaria; Anthozoa; Malacalcyonacea; Xeniidae
Exons: 7
Coding region: 409-873 (154 amino acids)
Source: RefSeq, a predicted model, not a curated record